Molecule: messenger RNA, 231 nt
Organism: Morchella importuna
Lineage: Eukaryota; Fungi; Ascomycota; Pezizomycetes; Pezizales; Morchellaceae
Exons: 5
Coding region: 1-231 (76 amino acids)
Source: RefSeq, a predicted model, not a curated record
AUGACACACGCACACCACCACGUCAACUAUCGUGAGGUUUUAGUGACCUCUUUAGCACAUAGCACAACAUCACUUCCCACGAUUGCGAGUGAUCACGAGCUCAACUCAAUCCUUCUCACCGCAGCCUGUCUCUCUGACAGAUCGCAAUGCCAAUACGUAUGCCGUGCGGGCGCUCAUUCAUUCGAUCGUGAGAUUCGCACCCUUAUCCCUUACCCAACUCUAACAGUGUAA